AUGCCGAAUUGAUAUUUGAAAACCCUCAAAUGGUCAUACAAAAGGAUCAAGGACAGAGAUAUAUUCAGGCAGAGCAUAUCCCUGACUUACAAUGGAAAAGACAAUAUCUCAAAUAUUGUUGGGGGUCUUGUCACCCUCCUCAUGUUGCUUGUUUUGCUUGGAUACAGUAUUAUCCUCUUAAGAACGAUGUUACAGAGGACAGAUGUUAGUUGGAACCUCAAUAGUGUCAGAGAAAAUCUGGCUCAAGAUAACAAAAUAUUGGAGUGGACUAAAGAUGAUCCGAAAUUCAAAAUAUUCUGGAGUGCUUACAAGACUUCAUUAAUACCUCAAGAAGAUCUUUCUAAGGCUUUAAAGGCUGAAUACCAUCAUUUUUAUGUAGAUUCUACAGAUUAUACAAGUGGCGUAACCAACACUGUAUUUUCUAAUAUUACAAAUACCAGUUGUGACGGAAGCUUUAACACAACAUUUGAUGAUUAUUAUAAUGGUGAGUAUAAUCAGCCUCAUUGCCCUGAUCUUUCUGGCCUUGGGUUGGAAGGAAGUACUCAGAAUUCAAAGAACUAUUCAUACAUUGAAUUCAUUUAUUCUUGGUGCCAAUUUACAGAGUGCUAUGAAUAUAGCGAGCCUUCCAGAACUGCUGUGAACAACUCGGUGUUGUUCGUGAAUGUAGAGAAUAGGUAUGUUGAUUUGAAUGAUAUUGAAAAUCCGAUAAAGCCUUAUUUUGACAAAGUCUAUCAAAUUCAAUACAAGAUGGAUAGACAUGUUAAGAUUGAGUUUAAACUAAGGAGACAUGAGGUUGUCCUUGAAGACGCUUUCUUCACCCUUCCAUGGGAUUCAGAGCCUAUGUAUUUCAAUUCAUUAGAAGACUAUGAUUAUCAGGAAGAAUAUUUGGAUGUUAAUGAUAACACAGGAAGAAUCAGUAUUACAAUUAUCAAGGACCCUAUUGUUGACCAACACCGAAGAAGAGUGCUCAACUUCCUUGAAGUCACAGGCAUUCUUGGAGGACUCUUCGAAAUUUUCGAAUUAGGUUUCGGUAUGGUCCUGGGCCUCUACUCGUCGAUGCUUUUCAAGAGGAGAAUUUACAAAGAUAUCCAGAAGUAUCAGGACAAGUUUGACAAAAUGGAAAAGUGAAUCCAGCAGCUGGAGUACAAAGUCAAACAGAAUCAAGCAUCCAGAGACGAGGAUGAUGGAGGAGAUGAAGUCAGCCAUGAGGAGAACCAACAAGAACAAGACGAAGAGUCGAAGCAGGAAAAUGAUCAGCUCAAAUUGCUGGAAGGAGGAUCUAUUGAUAAUUUUGGUAGAGAAACAAUUCAGCUAAGAAAUCUUCUUCAUCGUCAGCGAGAAUUAAAUCAUCCAGAUAAAUCCUUACCUUCUGAAAUACCACGUUUUGGAAUUAUAAAAGAUUUCCAAUCACACAAGGAGCAUCAGCCAAUCAAGAAAAGCAACUUCUACAUUAUCCUUGAAAAAUAUAACAAAAUGGAUCAAGCAAUGAAUAAAUUAAACCACAGUCUCGACUGCCUCAACAUCGUCUACUCUCUCAAGGUCCUCCAACGACAAACAGCUUACUUACUCUCCAAAGACGCCGAAUUUUCAGAAUCUCUAAAAUAACAACCCAGACUUGCUCAUCAACUUCGAUUCCCCAGAAGCUGCCUCUUCAUCCAAAACUACACAUUCCACUGCAAAAAUCUCUCCUCCACCCCAAAACUCCCUGAACGAAUCUGCCCAAAUCAUAAACCUGCACUCUACCCACAAAAACCGAUCCCAACAGUACCUGUCAGGCCAACUUCGGCAAGCUGAGCAUCAGCCAUCAUAAUUUUAAAGUAAGAACUUGUGA
This is a messenger RNA of Moneuplotes crassus, 1831 nucleotides long. Lineage: Eukaryota; Ciliophora; Spirotrichea; Euplotida; Euplotidae. The record is from the annotation of a GenBank genome assembly.